This is a messenger RNA of Polyodon spathula (Mississippi paddlefish), 2098 nucleotides long. It is a transcript of the gene med19b, whose product is annotated as mediator complex subunit 19b. Gene Ontology annotation, molecular function: transcription coregulator activity; transcription factor binding. Gene Ontology annotation, biological process: positive regulation of transcription by RNA polymerase II. Gene Ontology annotation, cellular component: mediator complex. Bases 371 to 1081 code for a protein of 236 amino acids. The record is from RefSeq and is a predicted model, not a curated record. The transcript has 6 exons. Lineage: Eukaryota; Metazoa; Chordata; Actinopteri; Acipenseriformes; Polyodontidae.
UAUCUCUCUCUCUGUCUGUCUGUCUGUCUGUCCAGUACACUAGAAGCGCUUUCUCUGUGUUAUUCACACCCCCGCUCUAGGGGGCGCUGCCCACGAUCACGAAUCCUGCGUGUGCUUCUGUCCCGGCGGCGCAGCGUACGCGCAGGCGCUGAGGCUGCGUUCACCGAGAGCACUCUGCGCAGACUCCGACCAGUUCAGCCAAUGGGCGCGUUUCGCGGAGAUCAUUCUCGGAAGAUCAUUGGCUGAAUCGGAUGCGUGAGCCUCUGACGUCAGACCCGGCUGCGUUCACUGCAAUGGCGGCGGAGUCGUCCUUCUCGGUCGAGUGAAAUCUUCCGACAGCUUAAUUCACGACGUUUGUUUCGAAUAAAAUAUGAUGGAUAAUUUCUCGGCCCUUUUCGGGCAAAGCGAGCCGGCCGGACCGCCCGGGGCCUCGGCUCUGGGGUUCGGUUCUGGCCCGGGUCCGGCGCCGUUGUUGUCGGUUCAGAUGCAGCAGCUCGGCGGGGAGGAAGCCGUGAGAAAAGCCGCGGCCAUGAACCAGCCCUUCUACCUGCUGAGAGAAAUGCCAGUUGGUAACGAGCUCACUGGAAGCACUAACCUGAUCACUCACUACAGCCUGGAGCACACCUACAAUAAGUUCUGCGGGAAGAAAGUGAAGGAAAAACUCAGCAACUUCCUGCCUGAAUUACCAGGUAUGAUUGACAUGCCUGGCACUGAGGACACCAGCUCUCUGCGCUCCUUGAUUGAAAAACCUCCCAUCUGUGGGAACACCUUCAACUCCCUGACCGGGACCCUGCUGACUGGCUUCAGACUGCAUGCUGGACCGCUCCCUGAGCAGUAUCGCUUGAUGCACAUCCAGCCCCCGAAGAAGAAAAACAAACACAAGCACAAGCACAGCCGCCCCCAGGACCCCGUUCCCCCCGAAACACCUUCUGAUUCCGACCACAAGAAGAAAAAGAAGAAAAAGGACGACGACCCCGACAGGAAAAAGAAAAAAAAAGAAAAGAAGAAGAAAAAGAAUCGUCACAGCCCAGACCAUCUGGGCAUGACUGGCUCUCAGCCCAACAGCAGCAGCUUGCGGUGAAGUCUCAAACCGUUUUGAUUGGACGAAAGAAGAUUUCAUUGCGUUUUCAUCACAGAAGGACACCCGACUUCAACCCCUGCUGACCGUCUUUAAAAAUCCAUUCUCUCACCUCUUAUUAGCUUUAUUAACAGGAUCACUGACCCCUCCCUUUUUCAUCAAGCCUAUCGUUAGGGUGUCGUCUGUCUCGAUCCAACCAGAGCUUUUAAUAAGUGGUCAAAUUGUUUGAUUAUCUGGACGAAUUGAACGCGUCUCUCUCCGCGCCUAGAAACGUUUCGCAGGUCAUGUGUCUUCUUGAAUCGGGACAGUUUUGUUUCAACUGUAAGAGACUUUUCUUUUGGGGGGGGAGGAGGUGGGGAGGGGGGGAUACUAAUUUGCUUUAAUUAGACUCUUUAAAAAAUUGUUCUGGGCCCCUGAAAAGUUUCAGAGCUGAAAACCAUCAGACUGGUCUCACUUUUUAUAACUUGUGAUGAGUUCAAUUCAGGGUCUGGUUCAGUAACCCAUAGCUCAGCUUGAACAAAAAACAGCCGACAUACACACACACACACACAGGGGUGGGGGGACCCCAGAAUCAUGGCUCUACAUCCUGGUGACUCCUGCCUGCACACUCCUGCUUUCAAAGUGAAUGAAUGUUUCUGUGGCUAUUAUUAUUAUUAUUGUUGUUAUUAUUAUUAGGUAGUUUGUAUUUUGUGCAUGUUCUGUCGUAGAGGCGCACACACACACAAGCAGUCUUAGUUUGAAGAUUUCAUUUUUCUGUCGUUUUGUUUAUAUAUAAUUUUUUUUCUCAAGUCAAAUGUGUUGUUGUUUUUUUUUUUUUUGAUCUGUGUAAUUUUCAAUAAAGAAUAAUUUCUUAAGAUCUGUAUCUGGAGGGUUAGGUGCCACAGACUGACUGACAGGCAGUGGGGUAUUACACACACACACAGAAUCUUACUUUCAAGAUUGUGUCGUUGUUUUCAAUUUUUAUUUUAUUUUUUAUAUAUAUAUAUUUGUUGGAAAGGAAAAUAAAAACAAAUAUUUGAA